AUGCACGCGACCAACGGUUCCAGGGCCAAGAAGAGCCUUGCGCCAUCGAAGAAGGCCAGGAGAACUUCAACUUCUGAAGUAUUCCAGCCCAAGUUGAGCAUAAUGUCUUAUGCUAGAAUUCCCGAGACCCCGUCAUCUUCCGCCUAUCCUACAGAAGACGAGGACGAUUCUAUACAAACGAAGAACCGUCCGACUUUUCCUUUCCUCAGCCUACCCUCCGAACUUCGAAAUAAAAUAUACCCCCUCGUGUUCGCGGCGGCGCCACCAGUUAUCGAUCUUGAUCCUCAUACCUUCGCCACCCUUCACCGGUAUAAGGUCCUUGCGCUCUUCAGAGUGUCGCGGCAGGUUCAUCGUGAAGCCAUACAUUAUUUUUUCAGUACACAUACCUUUCGUAUAUUCCCGACAUUUCCCGGACACUAUUUCAAAACUAAAAGGCCUCUUUUGGCCCGCCUUCCUGCGCACUACCGAGCCUCGAUCACAUCCCUAGAGUUGCGCCUUGGUCCUGGCUGGAAUGACCCGCCACAGGGAUGGGUGGUGAAUGAUGCUCUAGGGCUCGCAGACUGUCUAAAUGUGAGGGUUCUUAAGGUGUUUGUGGAGUGCGAUCCGAGUGAUGCAAUUUUUAAAGGAUUUCGUAUGACCGAGGGUGGCUAUGAGCGUUUCUCAGCCGGCUUAUUGGAUGGGGUGCUAAAAGUGGUACCAGGAAUCAAGGUGGUUGAAUUUGACGCCUACAGCUCUGUGAAGAGGACCGGUGAUAUGAUGUCCGGACUGGAGAAUGUUGCGAAGAGGUUUGGCAAGAUUUUAGGUUGGGUUCCUGAGCGCGGAUGGGAGAAGGAGAGUGACCAGACCUGGUUGGAUGCCGUCUUGAUUCAUGGAGCUGGAAAACGACUUAGCAAAAGCGUCGUGAUUUUUGGUUGA
Molecule: messenger RNA, 915 nt
Organism: Venustampulla echinocandica
Lineage: Eukaryota; Fungi; Ascomycota; Leotiomycetes; Helotiales; Pleuroascaceae
Exons: 1
Coding region: 1-915 (304 amino acids)
Source: RefSeq, a predicted model, not a curated record